Molecule: messenger RNA, 2371 nt
Organism: Aspergillus ochraceoroseus IBT 24754
Lineage: Eukaryota; Fungi; Ascomycota; Eurotiomycetes; Eurotiales; Aspergillaceae
Gene: mak5
Product: ATP-dependent RNA helicase MAK5
Exons: 3
Coding region: 41-2341 (766 amino acids)
Cellular component (GO): nucleolus
Molecular function (GO): nucleic acid binding; ATP binding; RNA helicase activity
Source: RefSeq, a predicted model, not a curated record
GUUCAUUUUUCUCUGAUUUGCACGUCGUUUUUCGUUAAUUAUGGGCCAGAAAAGGCAAAGGGACCAUAAUGGCCCUCGACUACAGUCUAGGAAGAGAAAGAGGGCUGAAACCAGUAGCAAUGCUGCUGACAAACAGAACGCUCCAGAGGAGAUUGUCGGAAUGGAAGACCUCAACUGGAAGGAGGUAGCGCUGCCGGACCGACUUGAUGAUUUUGGGGGAUUUUUCGGCCUGGAGGAGAUAGAUGGAGUGGAUAUUGUCAAGCCACAGGGAAAGGGAGAAAUUCGCUUCAAGGCCGCCGCUGGAAAGCCAGGGAAGUCUAUCUUGAAGAAGACCCCUCCUCAGACGGGGACCACCGAUUUUACCGACGAAUGGAGUGGUUUCAGCGAUGGCGAGGCCGCGGAAAAGGACGAUACAUCAACCACGCAGAAGGAGUCGAAAGAAGCGAAGGUCGACAGAAAGGAAAAUAAAGAGCAGAGUAUGAAGAAGGAUGUCAAGAAGAAACAGAGGGAACCCAAGGAAAAGAAAGCUGGCAAUUCUCAGGACCGAAACAUUCAGUCGGGGCUUUCAUUUGCUGCCCUUGAGGACGAGGAAGAAGAUGACGGCGUUGAUAUCUCUGCAUGGGAGUCACUUGGUCUUUCUCCGGACAUUCUCACCGGUCUUUCGAAGAUGAAAUUCACCUCCCCUACUGCAGUCCAAACCGCCUGUAUACCUCCCAUUCUAGAUGGCCAUGACGUUGUGGGCAAGGCCUCGACAGGAUCGGGAAAGACCUUGGCCUUUGGCAUACCCAUCUUGGAGCACUACCUAGGACUGGAGCGAAAGGAGGACAAAGACGAGUCGAAGAAAAAGGAAAAGAUCCCAAUCGCAUUGAUUCUAUCGCCGACUAGGGAACUGGCGCAUCAGCUGAUGAAGCAUAUUGGAGAUCUGAUCUCACAAGCUCCAGGCGCUAAUGCUCGCCUUGCACUCUUGACUGGUGGCCUUUCGGUUCAGAAGCAGCAGCGACUGCUAGCGAAUGCUGAUAUCGUCAUCGGUACCCCCGGUCGAGUAUGGGAGGUCCUGAGCUCCGGGAAAGGCUUGAUUCGCAGGAUGCAAGGCAUCAAGUUCCUGGUUGUUGAUGAGGCAGAUAGGCUCCUGAGUGAGGGCCACUUUAAGGAAGUUGAGGAAAUUUUGGGCGCUUUGGAUCGGGUGGAGGAUGGGGAGCCUCUAGAAGGGGAAGAUCAAUCAUCAGAAGGUGAAAAGGCUAACCCAAGCUCAGAGAGACAAACUCUCGUUUUCUCGGCUACCUUCCACCGGGACCUGCAGCAGAAGCUAGCCGGUAAAGGACGUUGGACGGGUGGAGAUAUAAUGAACAAGAAGGAGUCCAUGGAGUAUCUUCUUCAGAAGCUGAAUUUCAGGGAGGAAAAGCCGAAGUUCAUUGACGUCAACCCCGUUUCGCAGAUGGCUGAGGGGCUGAAGGAGGGUAUUGUUGAGUGCGCCGCAAUGGAAAAGGACCUCUUCCUGUACACGCUACUUCUCUAUCAUCCUAAACACCGGACACUGGUCUUUACAAACUCUAUCUCUGCUGUCCGACGACUCACUCAAUUCCUCCAAAACCUUCAACUUCCAGCGCUCGCCCUUCAUUCAUCUAUGGCCCAAAAGGCGCGCCUACGAUCCGUUGAGCGGUUUUCUUCUCCGUCUUCGGACCCAGGUACUAUCCUCGUUGCGACUGAUGUGGCCGCCCGUGGUCUCGACAUUAAGGGGAUUGACUUUGUUAUUCAUUACCAUGCCCCACGCACCGCUGACACAUAUGUUCACCGUUCCGGCCGUACUGCUCGUGCCGGGGCAUCCGGUAAGAGUGUUAUCAUUUGUGCCCCUGAAGAGAUGGUCGGGGUUGUGCGCCUUGCCGCCAAGGUGCAUGCCCAUAUGGCUAACGGCAAACGGCUGCCCCUUGAGUCUCUGGAACUGGAUCGUCGAGUUGUCUCUAGGGUUAAACCUCGAGUGACUCUUGCAGCGCGCAUUACGGACUCUGGCAUCGCCAAGGAAAAGAUUUCUGCCGAGGACAAUUGGCUUCGGAACGCUGCAGAGGACCUUGGCGUUGACUAUGACAGCGAGGAAUUCGACGAGGCCCAGGGGCGAGGUAGAGGCCGCGGCAAGGGCCGACAAGAACGCGAGCGACAGGCUAGCAGCGUUUCGAAGUCGGAGCUAGCGGGGAUGCGUGCUGAGCUGAAGCAGCUGAUAUCCCAACGAGUGAAUAUUGGCGUUAGUGAGCGUUAUUUAACCGCCGGCCGUGUUGACAUCGAGGCCCUUCUACGUGGAGAGGGAAAUAACUCCUUCCUGGGCCAGGUUGAUCCAUUAGGGUUUUAGAUAUUUGUUAAUAUAAAGAUACCACUAGGC